This is a messenger RNA of Drosophila bipectinata, 2498 nucleotides long. The record is from RefSeq and is a predicted model, not a curated record. Lineage: Eukaryota; Metazoa; Arthropoda; Insecta; Diptera; Drosophilidae.
CACAUUGCUGCCAACCAUUUGACCACACUACACUUGAGCAAGAUUCGCGCGAGUUGGCGAGUUGACGAGAAGUCUCCGAGUUAGUGUAUUUAAAAUAGUUUACCAACAACAACAACAACUAUAUCAUCUCUUCAACUACUACAACAACCACACACAGCUGAGAGCGCGCCAAGUAAACAAGAAGAAUCAAGCAUACACUGAGAGAAACGACAUAGAAAUUAAGAGAGUGUUUUGUAUGCUAAAAGAGAAUACAUUUUCUAUAGAAACGGAGAGUACAACACAAAAAAAAAAAAACAGAAAAAAAAAUAGCAAUUGAGAAGGGAGCAAGAGAAAGAAGAAGAAGACACAUCAGCAGCAGGCCAGCUGAGAGCGCUGAGCGCCAAUAAAGAAGAAGAAAAAGGAGGAGGAGAAGAAGUGGGGAGCAAGAUCCUCCCGAUAAACAGCAAUAACCACUACAGCUCCCAUCUCUAAUCAUCACGUCUCACCUCAUAUCGCUCACCUUCGAUAGAUCUCGAGGGUGGCAUUUUUUUUGAUUCGAUCGAAAUCGAAAAAUCGAAUAUCGAUUAAAGUGAAACACACACACUCCCAACUCUCAGGAUAUGUACGGCAACAAUAAUCCGGGUAGUAACAAUAAUAACGGUGGUUAUCCUCCAUAUGGUUACAACAACAAGUCGAGCGGUGGGCGAGGAUUUGGCAUGUCCCAUUCAUUGCCAUCGGGAAUGUCACGUUAUGCGUUUUCGCCACAGGAUACAGAAUUUUCAUUUCCAAGUUCCUCGUCGCGUCGCGGUUACAAUGAUUUCCCCGGCUGCGGUAUUGGCGGCAACGGUGGCAGCGCCAAUUCAUUGGGCGGCGGCGGCGGUGGAGGCGGUGGCGGCGGCGGCAAUAUGUGCAACCUGCCGCCCAUGACCAGCAACAAUUCGUUGAACAAUCUGUGCGGCCUGUCGCUGGGCAGCGGCGGCAGCGAUGAUCACAUGCUGAACGAUCAGCGGGCCAGCAAUACCAACCUGAUUGUCAACUACUUGCCCCAGGAUAUGACUGACCGUGAGCUGUACGCCCUCUUCCGGGCCAUUGGACCCAUUAACACGUGCAGAAUCAUGAGAGAUUAUAAGACUGGCUACAGUUUUGGAUAUGCUUUCGUGGACUUCACAUCCGAAAUGGACUCGCAGCGUGCGAUCAAAGUCCUCAAUGGCAUCACAGUGCGUAACAAGCGGCUUAAGGUAUCCUAUGCUCGUCCCGGCGGAGAAUCCAUCAAGGACACCAACCUGUAUGUGACCAAUCUGCCGCGCACCAUCACCGACGAUCAGCUGGACACGAUCUUUGGCAAAUACGGUUCCAUUGUCCAGAAGAAUAUCCUGCGCGACAAGCUGACAGGACGACCCCGUGGCGUGGCAUUUGUUCGCUAUAACAAGCGCGAGGAGGCACAGGAGGCCAUAUCGGCGCUGAACAACGUUAUACCGGAGGGCGGAUCCCAGCCACUGUCCGUCCGCCUGGCCGAGGAGCAUGGCAAGGCGAAGGCGGCCCACUUUAUGUCGCAGAUGGGAGUACCGGCGCCGAAUGCACCACAGCCGCCGCCACCACCACCGCUGCCCCAUAUGGCCGCCGGAUUCAACAGCAUGGUGCACAGAGACGGAGCUAUGGAAAAAUUACGCUCAUUAUUCGAUGCUAUAUGCGAUGCUAUAUUUGGUCUCGAUAGUGACAACUUUGCCGACUUGCUCGACGGCUUGUACCGCCGGAAGUACCACUAUCCUUACUUAUAAUUGACACCGCAACAGCAGCAGCAGCUCCUCCAACAUCAGCAACAGGCGUUGGGCUUCCCCAGUACACCCAGUAAUGCGAUCGGUAAUGGUAACACCAACACCAACAGUAAUAACAACACCAGAAACACCAACAGCGAUAACAACAGCGAUAACAACAACAUGCUACUAUUUCACCAACAUUACCAUCAGCAACAACAACAAGAUCAACAACAACAACAACGCCUGGGAAAUGCUGCUGCUCACAGCUUGAGUCCAAGUGGAAGCCAGAAUCCACCCAGCAAUAGUCCCAACACCAUUAACUUUAACAGCAUUCGUCAGAACGGAGUGGCUGCUCUUCACUAUCUCCAGGAGCAACUCCAACUCCAAUCGCCGCCUCCCUUCCAGCAGCAACAGCAGAGGAGUAGUCAGAACCAGAACCAGAACCAGAAUCAGAGUUCGAGCAACGGUGGCAGCUUGCUGGCCAUCAGCAAUCACACCAAUGGCCAUCACAGCACCGCCAACAACACCAGUAGCCAUAACAACAACUACAACGGCAAUUACAACAGCAGCGGGUAUAGCAACAACGGUGCCUGUGGCAGCUUCAUGAACAAUUCUGGCCAUGGCGGUGGUUAUUCCAACAACUUCACCAACAACUCGUCGCAUCUUGACCUGGGAUUCGGCCCGAUGACCACCUCCGAACGAGAGCUGCACAAGCAGACCCUCAAGUUGCAAGAGUUGCACAUUAGUAGCAGCUACAACAAC